AUGGACACAGACGCAACAAUCUUCGCGGCUCUGAAAACUGAGCAGACACACCAUCGUCUCUACGACUUCGCCAAGACGGCUCUCGUCAAGAUCUUCGCUCAUCCCUACGCUACGGUUUGCGAGUUGUACUGUGGAGGAGCUCCGGACGCCGACAAGUGGGAAUCUGCUUCAGUUGGUCACUACAUCGGAAUCGAUGUAUCGUCGUCUGGGAUUGUUGCCGUCCGAGAAGCGUGGGAGAGUCAGAGGAAGAAUUAUCCUGUGGAGUUCUUUGAAGCUGAUCCUUGCAAGGACAAUUUGGAAAACCAGUUAUCAGCGAAGGCUGGGGAAGCUGAUCUAGUUUGCUGUUGGCAGCAUCUGCAGUUAUGUUUUGGUAAUGAGGAAAGUGCUAGAAGACUUCUAAAUAAUGUAGCACAUUUGCUGAAGCCGGGCGGUUAUUUUUUCGGUAUUACUCCUGACUCAUCUACGAUAUGGGCAAAGUACCAGAAAAAUGUGGAAGCAUACCAUAACAGGAGCGGAGGCAUGAAGCCUAAUGUUUUCCCCAACUGCAUUCGAUCAGAAAAUUACCUUAUCACUUUUGAAGUUGAGGAAGAAAAAUUUCCUCUGUUUGGAAAGAGAUACCAGCUCAAAUUUUCCGGUGAUGAUAACUCUGAGAACCAUUUCUUGGUUCACUUCCCGAGCUUAAUCAGGUUAGCGAGAGAGGCUGGCCUCGAGUAUGUGGAAAUUCAAAACUUAACAGAAUUUUAUGAUGAUAACAGAACCCAAUUUGCAAGCAUGCUGAUGAAUGCUGGUCCGAAUUUUCUUGAUCCUAGAGGAAGACUUCUUCCACGACCAUUUGAUUUGUUAGGUCUAUAUGCUACAUUCAUACUUCAGAAGCCUGACCCAGAUCUUGCACCUCCUCUUACAACCCCCGUAGCUUUUGAGCAAACAUAUAAUCAUGAUGAGCGAGAACAGCCUGUGAAUGCCGAUGUUAACGCACCUGCAGAGACAUCAUCUCAUGGAUUAGGGAAGAUUAGUGAACAGAAAGGGAUACUGGGACCUGGCCCUCCCGAUUUACGUUUCUCUGGAGCAAUCUGAACGUGCUUCUGCUGAGAAGAAAACUUGGCACCACUUUUUUUUUUCCGGUGAGAUGACUUGUCUUGGAAAAACAAAGCCAUGGUAAUGAUAGAGGUUGUUUGGUGAAAUUGAAUAUGAGGCUUAUAACCAUCAUAGAUAGGCAUCUUUUUUUUGUGUGUAGGAAGGAACUCAUAGAUGCAGCCAUUUGGUAAAUGAAUGCAGUUUGGAUCA
Tarenaya hassleriana is the source of this 1284-nucleotide messenger RNA. Its product is annotated as mRNA cap guanine-N7 methyltransferase 2. The transcript is spliced from 12 exons. The record is from RefSeq and is a predicted model, not a curated record. Gene Ontology annotation, molecular function: mRNA 5'-cap (guanine-N7-)-methyltransferase activity. The coding region runs from base 1 to 1074 and encodes 357 amino acids. Gene Ontology annotation, biological process: 7-methylguanosine mRNA capping. Gene Ontology annotation, cellular component: nucleus. Lineage: Eukaryota; Viridiplantae; Streptophyta; Magnoliopsida; Brassicales; Cleomaceae.